Penicillium malachiteum is the source of this 714-nucleotide messenger RNA. Its product is annotated as glutathione S-transferase family protein. The record is from RefSeq and is a predicted model, not a curated record. The transcript is spliced from 3 exons. Gene Ontology annotation, cellular component: cytoplasm. Bases 1 to 714 code for a protein of 237 amino acids. Lineage: Eukaryota; Fungi; Ascomycota; Eurotiomycetes; Eurotiales; Aspergillaceae.
AUGUCCACCGAAAAUCAACCAGAGAUCAUUUUGUAUGAUCUAGCUUGUGUCAAGAACCUCUGCUUUUCUCCAGUAGCCUGGCGUAUUCGCAUGAUCCUCAACUACAAGAAGAUCCCCCAUCGAACGAUCUUUAUCGAAUUUCCAGACAUCGAGCCAACCAUGAAAGCGCUCGGUCUUCCCCUCCCCGAAUCAGAAACCAAAUAUACAGUCCCAGCAAUCCAGCAUGUUCCUAGCAACACUUACAUGAUGGGCUCGGAUCCCAUAUCUGAGUUCCUGGAGUCGAACUGCCCAGAGCCAGCGCUGAAUAUGGUAUCAGAGUUGGGAACGAAGAUCCAGACUGAGGCCCGCACGGUAGCAUGGUCAACAUUCCGCAACUCAGUCAUGCCACGCGAGUACAAAAUCUUCUCUCCUCGAUCGCAGCAAUUCUUCCGUCGUACACGCGAGGCCACCCUUGGCCAUCCACUCUUCUCGAUGGAGGAGAACUGGAGGGCUAUUGAUCCCGAUAUGCAGAAAGUGAAUACCUUGCUUUUGACCAAUAGUGCGCAGGGUCCGUUCAUUCUCGGUGAACAACCCAGCUAUGCGGAUUUCUUCAUCGCGGGUGUUCUCCAAUGUGCAAGGACGAUCGAGGAGAGUGUUUUUCAGAGAUUGGUCCAGUACCCUGGUUUUGACCAGGUCUACAAUGCGUGUCUUCCCUUCAUGGAGAAGAGAGACUAG